GGAGUGAUGAUGGUAGUCCAGGUGGAAGGAAUAUAAGCGCACGGCUCCCGCCUCUUCUGGCACCCAACCAUGGCAGAACCCGCAUGGCAAGAACUCGUACGUCUGCGUCUCACUGAACGGAAUGCCAGAGAGUCUGCUUUUGCGUCCAUAAUUGAACAAUAUCGUAGAUUGGCGCAGCAAACCAAGCUUCUCAAGGAGCGUAAUGGAUCUCUCUUACGAGCAGUCAACACAGUUAAGGGAAACCCUAGCAGCUCAACGGUGUUUGUAGCAGGAACUGGCGAUGAUAACAACCCGGUCCGUGCAGCUUAUAUUGCAUCCCUCGAGUCCCAGAUAUCUUCUAUGCGCGAUGAACUGGCUGGUGUAUACAAAACCCAAGGCCAGAAUACCCAAAGGCUACUAUCGAUGACUGAAACAUUACGAGAGAAAGAGGAAUUGUCCAGAGUGGACGCCGAGGCCUUGAGAAAGGCCAAAGAUGAACUUGCCAACCUCCGGAAAAAGGUGACUCAACAUGAUGAACUUAUGUCGGAAAAGGAUGGGACCGUCCAGAUUUUGCACGACGAAAUCAGUACUCUACAGCUUGAGCUGGGACAGAUCGAAGAACGUAAUGCGACUCUCAAGAGGGAUAAUGCAAAACUACUUCAGCGUUGGUUAGACGCUAAACAGGUUGAAGCGAAUAAGAUGAAUGAAGCUAACGAGUUCUAUGAGGACAUGCGCUCACGUCGACAGGCAGCACUAGAUGGGGACACAACAGGAGACAGCGCAUCUCAAACUUCGUCAGUUUCGGGAAACGGGGAUGUGAUCAACAUCGAAGCUUCGAAGGAGACGAAGGAUGGGAGACGAUCUCCAGUAACGAAGGGCUUGGAUUCGACGCCAAAUGGUUAAUUGUGGAUGACGAGUGACCUUUCUUCGCAUGACUAAUACCUCUUUCAUCUCAAAUAUCCCUAGUGUCAAUUAAUCUUGUGAAAAAUGCCAUCGACAAGCUUUCAUU
Molecule: messenger RNA, 988 nt
Organism: Marasmius oreades (fairy-ring Marasmius)
Lineage: Eukaryota; Fungi; Basidiomycota; Agaricomycetes; Agaricales; Marasmiaceae
Exons: 4
Coding region: 70-882 (270 amino acids)
Biological process (GO): autophagosome assembly
Cellular component (GO): autophagosome membrane
Source: RefSeq, a predicted model, not a curated record